Homalodisca vitripennis (glassy-winged sharpshooter) is the source of this 576-nucleotide messenger RNA. RefSeq lists its product as uncharacterized. The record is from RefSeq and is a predicted model, not a curated record. Lineage: Eukaryota; Metazoa; Arthropoda; Insecta; Hemiptera; Cicadellidae. The annotation marks the transcript as partial. The transcript is spliced from 2 exons.
GUUAAGAAUUCGGACUACGAAUUCGAUGAAUCUGUUAACUUUAUCCGAAUGUGUGCUCGUCGAGUCAGAUGUGGAGAGGAAGUUGGCGUCUCUGGAUCCAUACAAGGGGACUGGUCCCGAUUCUAUCCCCCUAUUACUCAAUCAAUUAACAAGGCUUCUCGGAUGCUCGGAUUUGUUAUCAGGACUUCAAGAAAGGGACUUAGCAUCGAAGCAAUGAAAACAGUGUAUGUGUCCUUGGUGAGAUCUGUAUUGGAGUUUGGCAGUGUAGUGUGGUCACCUUAUCAACUAGGUCAGAUUCAAAGACUGCAACGAAUUCAGGAUAGGUUUGUGCGUGUGGUCGGGGUCAGAUUGGGUUUCGAGUAUUUGGAUGUGCCGGUGCGUGCUGUGGAAGAGUUUCUUGGCCUGAAUCCUCUCAUUGUGAGAAGGCAGUUGCACGACCUGACAUUUCUUCAGAGGGUGCUUGUUGGUGAUCUGGACUGUCCUGCCUUGCUUCGUUUGAUCAACAUCAGAGUUCCGGCCGGACUCGCUCCGCGGACUUCUUCUGCCGUCCCUCAUGUUCUACCAACCAUGAAUUGA